Molecule: messenger RNA, 960 nt
Organism: Belonocnema kinseyi
Lineage: Eukaryota; Metazoa; Arthropoda; Insecta; Hymenoptera; Cynipidae
Exons: 1
Coding region: 1-960 (319 amino acids)
Source: RefSeq, a predicted model, not a curated record
AUGAGAGAUUUCUACGUGGAUGAUUUACUCACAGGGACAAACACUGUGGAGGAGGCAAGGAAACAGAAAACGGAACUAAUUCAGCUCCUCUCUGCAGCAGGAAUGAACGUUAGGAAAUGGGCGUCAAAUAACCCAUACGUAUUCGAAGAAUUGAACAAUUCAGAUUUAGAAAGAAUGAUUCAAACAGAUAAAGAUCCAAAGACCUUAGGAUUAUUAUGGGCACCUGCCGCCGACGAACUAAGAUACUCUGUGCAACAGACACCGAAUCCUUCUAUCACGAAAAGGACAAUAUUAUCCACUAUUGCUCAGAUUUUUCACCCAUUAGGCCUCGUUGGCCCAGCGGUAAUUCGUGCUAAGAUUAUUUUGCAAAAUCUGCGGCAAUUAAAACUGGGUUGGGACGAGACUCUACCACAAAAUCUUUAUACCACAUGGAAGGAAUUUCACAGUCAUCUGAGGGCAUUAAAUGAAAUUACGGUACCGCGAUUCGUUCUUGGCGCAAAUAUAGUUACUGUGCAACUCCAUGGAUUCAGUGGUGCCUCUACAGUAGCAUACGGUACUUGUAUAUAUCUACGGUCGUCUGAUAGUGUCGGGAAUCACAAUGUACGUUUGUUGUGCACCAAGUCACAAGUCGCUCCGCUUAAACAAAUCAACUGGCCCCGGCUGGAACUGCAAGCCGCCUUGGUGCUAGCACACCUCAGUGAAACCGUCAGUGCAGCACUCAGCGUGGAAAUCAAGGAAAAAUAUUUUUGGUCCGACUCAACAAUAACUUUGGGCUGGAUUUUGUCAUAUCCUACUCGGUGGCCAACUUCCGUAGCUAACCGGACGAGUGAGAUGCAACGGCUGACUAAUGACAACUGGAAUCACUUCUUAUCCGGGGAAAAUCCAGCUGAUCUCAUUUCUCGCGAAAUCAAUCCAGAAGAUCUUCACGACCAGGAACUUUGGUGGAUGGGCCCGGAUUGA